Molecule: messenger RNA, 1960 nt
Organism: Pistacia vera
Lineage: Eukaryota; Viridiplantae; Streptophyta; Magnoliopsida; Sapindales; Anacardiaceae
Product: probable protein phosphatase 2C 5
Exons: 8
Coding region: 255-1538 (427 amino acids)
Biological process (GO): protein dephosphorylation
Molecular function (GO): protein serine/threonine phosphatase activity
Source: RefSeq, a predicted model, not a curated record
AUCACAACCAUUUCCCACUCUCUCUAGAUUUCUCUACCAAUCAAAUCAAGCCACAAUCUCUCUCUCUUUUAGGGUUUAUUUUUUUUAUUUUUUGGAUUUUGGGUUUCUAUUUUUUGUGAUGAAGUGAAAGUUUUGCAAGAAAUGAAGUGAGUGAGUGUGUUGGGGAUUGAGUGCUCAAUGUGCUGUGAUCUCUUCUUGAUCUGCUAAUGGUUUUAUUUGGAAGGGUCUCAGAAAAUGUUGAAAAGUAAACAAACAUGAGCCAGAGUGAAGUAUCGCGGAUGAAGCCUCCUCUUGUUCCCCUUGGGACUUUGAUUGGUCGUGAACUGAGGAAUGAAAAGGUUGAGAAGCCUUUUGUGAAGUAUGGACAAGCUGCUUUAGCAAAAAAAGGAGAGGAUUACUUUCUGAUAAAACCCGAUUGCCAGAGGAUUCCUGGAAAUGCAUCAACGUCAUUUUCCGUCUUUGCGAUUUUUGAUGGGCAUAAUGGUAUAUCAGCUGCCAUAUUUGCAAAGGAGAACUUGUUGAAUAAUGUCUUGAGUGCAAUCCCUCAAGGCGCUAGUAGGGAUGAGUGGCUUCAAGCCCUUCCUCGGGCGCUUGUUGCAGGUUUUGUGAAAACUGACAUAGAAUUUCAACAGAAAGGUGAAACUUCUGGGACAACGGUGACAUUUGUUGUGAUUGAUGGGUGGACUGUGACUGUUGCAUCUGUCGGUGAUUCUCGAUGCAUAUUGGACACCCAGGGUGGUGUUGUUUCGCUCUUAACUGUUGAUCACAGGCUGGAAGAAAAUGAAGAAGAGAGAGAGCGUGUCACUGCAAGUGGGGGUGAAGUCGGAAGGCUCAAUGUUUUUGGGGGCAAUGAGGUUGGUCCCCUCCGUUGCUGGCCUGGGGGAUUAUGUCUUUCAAGGUCAAUUGGUGACACAGAUGUUGGAGAGUUCAUUGUUCCAAUACCACAUGUUAAGCAAGUGAAGCUUUCAAAUGCUGGAGGGAGACUCAUAAUUGCUUCUGAUGGUAUAUGGGACGCAUUAGCUUCUGAUAUGGCAGCCAAGGCUUGCCGGGGUUUACCUGCAGAGCUUGCUGCAAAGCUGGUCGUUAAGGAGGCUCUGAGGUCAAGGGGCCUGAAGGAUGAUACAACCUGCCUCGUUGUUGAUAUUAUACCAUCUGACCAUCCUGUCCCGGCUCCAACACCAAGGAAGAAACAGAAUAUGCUCAGUUCAUUUAUCUUUGGGAAGAAAGCUCAGGAUUCUAUGAACAAAAUAUCAAAUAAGCUCUCUGCUGUUGGAGUUGUGGAGGAGUUAUUUGAAGAGGGUUCAGCUAUGCUUGCAGAAAGGUUAGGUAAGGAUUUUCCAUUGAACAGCUCAGGGCUAUUCAGAUGUGCAGUCUGCCAAGUGGAUCAACCACCCAGUGAUGGCUUAUCAGUAAACUCAGGGCCUUUUUUCUCACCUUCAUCAAAACCAUGGGAAGGACCCUUUCUCUGCGCAAACUGUCGGAGAAAGAAAGAUGCCAUGGAAGGAAAGAGGCCGAGCAGAGCAACAGUAAUGACAUAGUUAUUCAUUUAAUAACAAAGUAAAUAUCAGUAAGUUUUUCCCUGGCAGUGUGAGCAUGUUUGGUUUUUCCCUUCCGGGUGGUUAUUUCAAUAGAUAUUUGUAAGAAAUGAGGUAGAAAUAUAGAAAGUAGGUGUAUUUUUCUUUGUUGUUUGUGGGAUUUUUGGUUUGUGCUCCAGUAUUGUACUGACCAACUGAGACCAAAGGUGCUUUUCUGAUAGAUAAGUUUGUGACAGUUUGAUUGCUAACAGUUUGAAUUUGUAAGUAAAACCAAAAGAAUGCAUAGUGGCAAUAUCCUAUUGCCACACCAAUUUCUAUGUUCAUUUGAGAGUUAAAAGAUUGUUUUAACUCAUUAUUUGGUCCCUGAGUAUGCUGUAUUAGAACAAUAUAUAUUAUUUAUGUAUGUUUACCAAAUUAUUUGCAAA